Messenger RNA from Symphalangus syndactylus (siamang), 2871 nucleotides. RefSeq names its product essential meiotic structure-specific endonuclease 1 (gene EME1). Lineage: Eukaryota; Metazoa; Chordata; Mammalia; Primates; Hylobatidae. Gene Ontology annotation, cellular component: nucleus; Holliday junction resolvase complex. Gene Ontology annotation, molecular function: DNA binding; crossover junction DNA endonuclease activity. Gene Ontology annotation, biological process: mitotic intra-S DNA damage checkpoint signaling; replication fork processing; resolution of meiotic recombination intermediates. The record is from RefSeq and is a predicted model, not a curated record.
GAGCGUGCCCGGUCGCAGGCCUGCGGAUUGGGCAGGGCUUCCCUCCUGAGCACCGCUCUGCAGAAUCUUGGUGGCUAGGGCGUCCAGGAGCCUCUGCAGCGGACCGCCAGCCUGAGAGGCGCAGAGCUUGUCGGGCAGAGGCCCGCUUGUCCCACUCCCCUGAUUCGCAGAUGUCAACGGAGGCCCAGCGAAGGGGUCUCACUCUGUCACCUGGGCUGGAGUGCAGUGGUACAAUCACAGCUCACUGCAGCCUUGACCUCCCCGGCUCAAGCAAUCCUCCCACCUCAGCCUCCUGAGUGUUUCAGAUCAUCAAAAUAAUGAAGGGAAUUAUUUGAUAGCACAUACUGAUGGCUCUAAAGAAGUCAUCACCCUCACUGGAUUCUGGUGAUAGUGACUCUGAGGAGUUGCCAACAUUUGCCUUUCUGAAGAAGGAACCAUCUUCAACAAAGAGGAGACAGCCUGAAACGGAAGAGAAGAUUGUAGUGGUUGACAUCUCAGAUUCUGAAGCCUCCUGUCCUCCAACACCAGGGUUACUUUCACCACCUGUCCCAGACACAGCUGAAACUGUCACACAAACACAGCCAGUCAGGUUGCUAAGCAGUGGAAGUGAAGAUGAAGAAGAAUUUAUUCCUCUGGCUCAAAGGCUCACAUGUAAGUUUCUGACCCACAAGCAACUGAGCCCUGAGGACUCUAGCUCCCCAAUUAAAAGUGUUUCGGAUCAUCAAAAUAAUGAAGGUGCAUCAUGUGACUGGAAAAAGCAGCCCUUUCCAAAGAUCCCUGAAGUUCCCCUCCAUGAUACCCCAGAGAGGAGUGCAGCAGAUAACAAGGACCUGAUGUUAAAUCCAUGCCGUCAGCUUCCAGCCUACCUGUCUACCUGCCCUGGCCAGAGCAGCAGCUUGGCAGUAACCAAAACAAAUUCUGACAUCCUCCCACCCCAGAAGAAAACCAAGCGGGGUCAGAAGGUCCAGGGAAGAGGCUCACAGGGAUGCCAGCAGCAGAGACAAGCAAGGCAGAAGGAAAGCACCCUGAGAAGACAGGAAAGAAAGAAUGCAGCACUGGUUACCAGGAUGAAAGCCCAGAGGCCAGAGGAAUGCUUAAAACACAUCACUGUGGUGCUGGAUCCAGUGCUUUUACAGAUGGAAGGUGGGGGCCAGCUUCUAGGAGCACUGCAGUCCAUGGAGUGCCGCUGUGUGAUUGAGGCGCAGGCCGUGCCUUGCAGUGUCACUUGGAGGAGAAGGGCUGGGCCCUCUGAGGACGGAGAGGACUGGGUGGAGGAGCCAACAGUACUGGUGUUGCUCCGGGCAGAGGCAUUUGUGUCCAUGAUCGACAACAGAAAGCAGGGAAGCCUGGACAGCACUAUGAAAGGGAAGGAAAUGCUUCAGGGCUUUGUAACUGACAUCACAGCAAGGACAGCAGGGAAAGCUCUGUCACUGGUGAUUGUGGAUCAGGAGAAAUGCUUCAGCCUGGAGCUGCUGUUCUUUGAUUUCCUCCCCUGCACCAGUGCUCAGAAUCCUCCAAGAAGAGGGAAACAGGGAGCAAAUAAACAGACCAAGGAGAAGCGGCAGAGACGACCAGAGGCCAGCAUAGGGUCCAUGAUAUCCAGGGUAGACGCUGAAGAGGCAUUGGUGGAUCUGCAGCUACACACAGAAGCCCAGGCUCAAAUUAUGCAGAGCUGGAAAGAGGUGGCCGACUUCACAUGCGCAUUCACAAAGGCUGUGGCUGAGGCGCCCUUCAAGAAGCUCCGAGAUGAAACUACCUUCUCCUUCUGUGUGGAGAGUGACUGGGCUGGAGGGGUGAAGGUAGACCGUGCUGGCAGGGGACUCGCACUAGUCUGGAGGAGACAGAUUCAGCAGCUGAACCGAGUCAGCCUGGAAAUGGCCAGUGCAGUUGUGAAUGCCUAUCCCUCCCCACAGCUCCUGGUACAGGUAUGCCGCUCCAGGGCUCAGUGGUCCCCCAGAUUUCCAUGGACAACUGUUGAGGGCCCACAAAGGCCUCACAGGUCAGCAGUGCAGGUCCGCUAAGAUCAGUGUUGAUAAUGCUGACCCAGGGAGGGAAGACAGGUUCUCAUGCCCCAAGCCAAGCGCAGCACCCUCCACACUCAUGGAGAAGGGAUCACCAUGGAUGGUACCAUAUUAAGAGGUCAUCUGCCACUUCCAGGCUUAUCGGCAGUGUUUUUCGGAGCAAGAACGCCAGAAUUUGCUUGCAGACAUACAAGUGCGCCGUGGGGAAGGUGUGACAUCCACUUCUCGCCGCGUUGGACCAGAGCUAUCCAGGCGUAUCUACCUUCAGAUGACCACUUUACAGCCACAUCUCUCUUUAGAUAGUGCUGAUUCUAGCCCUCAGGGAUGAGGAUGAAAAGCUGGAAACUUCCACCUCCCCAACCUCAGAGCCCGACUGCAAUGAAGAGACUGGCAGCACCUCCUGGAACACAAGCCUAGGUGAGGCCCAGUCUUUCUUGGGUCUUAUUUGUGAAGGUCUCUCUGCCUGUCAGCUGGGGCAGAGACUGAAAUACUGCCACCUACCCUUUGGCAUUUAAUGUUCCUCUCCUGGCAAAAAUUCACUGCAAUGACAAACCACCCCCACUCCUACCCAGCCAGCCCUCAAAACACAAAGGCACAAAGACAGUCCACUCAGACACUUAUUUAAUAACUGUAGAAAUCCAAAAGAAUUAGCAUCAAAUCUUGAAGUCGUGAGUGAAGCUGCGGGUUGGCUUGACUGGGCUCAGCCACUGAGCUGCCUCAACCGGCCAAGGAACGGGAUUAUGAUGACUCUGCGGACUUCUAUAUUGUCUUCAUCUCAUUGUGUGUAUUAUGUAUUUAGUUUCAAUAAAGCAUUUGUACCAAUGGCUCUGGAGCUUGGAGGAAGACUAAA